GGAGGCCAGCGAGUCCCAGAUGGGCCGGCUCCUCCCUGCCCUGAUGCUGCUGCUGGCCCUGCUGCUGCCCCUGCUGUGGGCGGGGUCCCUGCAGGAGAAACCAGACUACUGGCUGAAGGUGGAGAAGUCUGUGACGGUGCAGGAGAACCUGUGUGUCCUGGUGCCCUGCUCCUUCUCCUACCCCCAAGGCUGGAACCACUCUGACCCUGUUCGCGGCUACUGGUACCGGCAGAGGGAGGAUGGGAAAGUUGCCCAUACAACAGAUGAACUUGUGGCCACAAACGACCCGGGAAAGAAAGCUGGACUGAAAAGCAAAGCUGGUUUCCAGCUGCUUGGGGACCCCAGGGCCCACAACUGCUCCCUGAAGAUUGCAGGUGCCCAGAAGGGGGACAGUGGACGUUACUAUUUUCGGGUGGAGAGAGGAUCACUGAAGUACAGUUACCUUAGACCAAUGCUGACUGUGACUGUGACAGAGCUGACACAGACCCCGGACAUCCACAUCCCGGAGCCCCUGGUGUCGGGUCACCUCAGCCGCCUGCUGUGUUCCAUGCCCGGGACCUGCAGUGGGGUCAGGGCUCCCAGGUUCUCCUGGAAUGGAUCAUCCCUGAGACCCCCGGGGUCGGGCUUCGGGGUCCAUACCUCCUCAGAGAUCCUGCUUACUCCUCGCCCUGAAGAUCAUGGCACCCAACUCACCUGUCGGGUGACCUUCCCUCAGGCUGGUGUGACCAGGGAGAGGACUGUGCAGCUCAGUGUGUCCUAUCCUCCUCAGAACCUGACCGUCAGUGUCACCACAGCAGAUGACAGAGCCCCGGACGCCCAGGGCAAUGGCUCCCGUGUGGAGGCCCAGAAAGGCCAGCUCCUGCGGCUCCUCUGCGCUGCUGACAGCCGGCCCCCUGCCACGCUGACCUGGGACCUGGAGGGCAGAGUCCUUGCUCAGGCCCAAACCUCAGGAAGCAAACCUCUGAGGCUGGAUCUACCCGGGGUGAAGCCUGAGGACGCGGGGCGCUACAGCUGCCGGGCAGAGAACAGGCUGGGCUCCCAGCACAGCUCCCUGGAGCUCUCCGUGCAGUAUCCCCCGGAGGACCCGAGAGUGACAGUUUCCCAAGCAAACAGGACAGUCCUGGAAAUCCUCGGGAACGGCACAUCCCUGCCCAUGAUGGAGGGCCAGAGCCUGCGCCUGGUGUGUGCCACCCACAGCAGCCCCCCAGCCAGGCUGAGCUGGGCCCGGGGGACACAGCCCCUGAGCCCCUCCUGGUCCUCGGCCCCUGGGGUCCUGGAGCUGCCCCGGGUGCAGAUGGAGCAUGAAGGGGAAGUCACCUGCCACGCGGAGAACCCGCUGGGCACCCGGAGUGUCUCUCUCAGCCUCUCUGUGCACUAUGCCCCCCAGCUGCUGGGCCCCUGGUGCUCCUUGGAGGCUGAGGGUCUGGGCUGCAGCUGCUCCUCCCGGGCCCGGCCUGCCCCGUCCCUGCACUGGCGGCUCGGGGAGGAGCUGCUGGAGGGGAACAGCAGCAACGCCUCCUUCACAGUCUCCUCCAGCUGGGCCGGGCCCUGGGCUAACAGCUCCCUGAGCCUCCAUGGGAGACUGAGCUCAAGUCUCAGGCUCAGCUGUGAGGCAGGGAAUGAGCACGGGGCCCAGAGCACCACGGUCCUGCUGCUGCCAGCACGAAGACCCACAGGAAGGAAGACACCAGGACGGUGGCCUCUGGGGAGGACUCACCCCGUGCCCUUCGUCCUGUGUGCAGGGAUAUAGCUCAAUCCAGCAGCCAGAGCCUCACCUCAGGCCGAGCUCCUUCUCUAAGCCCAGUCAAAGACCCAGGCCUGACCACCACUUGUCUGUUUCCCCACUGCCGUCCCCAGGGCUUAAAAUAAAGAUCACAUAAAAGUCAGCCAAGGGAAGAGGUCUGAGGGAGCAGGAGUGAGCUCAGGGCUCUCCUCUCCCAGCAGCGGACACAGGGGGCGCUCAGUCCUGUCAGCACCAUGGUGACAACCCACAGGGAGCGAUGCCCACACGGAAGCCACCCGAGCCUGUGGCCCAGGGCUGUGUUGGUGGCCGGUCACUCUGACAGUGUGCACUCCCGUGACUGACCUUAGUCACCUUUGCUGCUCCAGAGGCCAAACUGCUGCCACAUCACAGCAGCCAAACAGCUGGACUGGCCUGCAGCUCCCUGGGGUCAGCGAUGCUUCUGUCCAGCAGGACGCGGCCAGGGCUGCAGGGAGAGGCCCCCUCCCCACAGCUGCACCAAGGGUCCACCCCGCCUUGGGCCAGGCGCAGCUUUCACUGCACGGCGUCCUCUGUCCCCUGGGCGCCCAGCACAGCGGCCCCACCGUGUCCACCUGAGUCUGAGCAGCCCAGAGCUGCCCGGGGCUGUGCGGGCUGAGCCAACCCUGCUGUCUGUGCUCCGCCCCUCCCCUGCGCACCUGUCACACCUGGCUGUUAGACAGUA
This is a messenger RNA of Fukomys damarensis (Damara mole-rat), 2444 nucleotides long. Its product is annotated as sialic acid-binding Ig-like lectin 10. The record is from RefSeq and is a predicted model, not a curated record. Gene Ontology annotation, cellular component: plasma membrane. Gene Ontology annotation, molecular function: sialic acid binding. Gene Ontology annotation, biological process: cell adhesion. Lineage: Eukaryota; Metazoa; Chordata; Mammalia; Rodentia; Bathyergidae.